GUACGCCUGUACUUAGUUUCACUUUCCCACGUGUUUCUUUCUACUUUUAUUAUUACCGAUCCCAAUUUGCACGAACUGGUUUCAAUUUAGUGACUUUUUCAGCCAGGGGAACAAAGGGGAAAAGGGAUUUCAUGUACAUUUAAUUAUGACUCUAAGUUUUCACUGUGUCUAACUGCUUAUUUGAAGAUUUUUAAAUGCACUCUUUUUACAAAUAACUGUCACUGUUUGAAAUUAAAUACAUUGUAAAGACAAGUUUAAUAAGUGACAACCAUGGACCCAAACACAGAUACUAAAGAAAGUUCAGUGGAAGAUAGUGAUGUGGGAGUUCUUACCAACAAAAGGGUUCCUAUGGCAUCUUCCACUAAACCUAACACAACUAAUGAUCAGCUUAAAAAUGACAAUGAGGAAACUGGAUCACAGUUGUCAUCUACAAAGUUUGUUACUAAAGAAACACAGGAAUCAAUAAUUAUUGGAACUGAGAAGAGACAAGACGUAAUUGACAUUGUUGUUGAAAAUGGUGAGAGAGAUGAAAUUGACAACAAGCCUAUUGAUGAAACUGAAAGUAACAAAGCAUCUGAGCUUUUACCAGUAUCUUCCGGCAAAGUUAGAAUGAAUCAUUCACACACCUCUGACAUUUCAACCCAUGAUUCACAACCAGUGACAAAAACAGCAGCAAACAUAGAAUCAUUACCCUCAAGCAUUUUGCCAACUGAACCAUUGCCAUCUAAACUGACAGAAAUUAUUGUGAUAGACACGAACAGUGAAUUGUGUAAAACAGAUGACAAAGCUGUUGAUUCAGCAUACAGAGAGAAACAGGAUGAAUCGUCUGAUUCCAGCAGUGAUUCAGAAGAUUCUGUAACAUUUAUGCAAGAGGAAAAGUGCAUUGUUAUUGACUCAGAUGAGGAAAAUAAAGCAAAAGGAAAGAAAGACAGUGACUUGAGGACUAAAGGAGAAGUGUACCCUGAGGAGUUACCUCCCCUUGAUGAGCUUGUUAUUACUGUGGAUCCAAAUGUAGAACUUGUCCAUACUGGUAGUAUUACAGGAGUUGUGGGAUGUUUGGUGAUAGUAAAAGCAAAUCAAAAUAUCCCUCCUUUGAAUGAGAACACCAUUCUGUUUUUGGAAGGAAGAGUGGUGCUUGGUCAGAUCUUUGAGGUGUUUGGACCUGUUGGAUCCCCAUGGUAUUCUGUCAGAUUUAACAGCACCAAGGACAUUGAGAAAAAGUCCAUCAGUAGUGGACAGAAGGUGUACUGUGCCCCAAAAGUAGAGAAGCUUACCAAUUAUGUAUUUGUAGAACACCUCAGACAAAUGAAAGGUUCUGAUGCAUCCUGGGAAGACAAUAAUGAACCGCCAGCAAAGUACAUUGACUAUUCUGAUGAUGAAGAAGAAAGGAGAGCCAAAGCGAAGGCUCGUAACCGUGGUAAUGAGGAAGAGGGUCUCCAGCUUCCUGGAGCUCGAAAAAUUCGCAGAAGAAGACAAAAAGACAGACAGACCUUUGAACCUGAAACAGAAGAAACAAAUUCAGGUGCUGGGGAAAGAAAAUCUGGCAACUUUGCCCAUACACACCAAGGGGAGUAUAGAAAUAAUAAGGCUGGCAGAGGGAGAAAUUUCAACCAAAGGGGAGGAAGACACCAGGGACAACCCAGAAUGGAAUACCAGUCCUUCCAACCAUUUGGAGCACCUCCAAGGUUUCCACAAAUGUCAGAAAAUCAAAACAGUCCAACAGUGUAUGAGAAUGGUGGACCAGUCAGGCCAUCUGUCUUCCAGCCAAGUGUGCCCCAGGUGUGGAACAAUCCCUCUCAGUAUCAAACCAACUGGAAUCCAAAUAACUAUUCAACCAUUGCUACCACACAAUCAACAAGUUUCCAGAUCAGUGGACAAAAUCCAACAAAUGAAACUUUACAAAGUGGAGGACAGUAUUACCCAAAUCUUAGUGGAAGAUUUCCCAAUAUGUCACUCCCUCCUCCCCCACAUUGUUUUGGACAGCCACCUCCUGUGUUCAAUCGGCCAAUGCUGACAGAUCAGAGGUACAUUCAGAAUCCUGCAUUCCAACAACUUCCAGGGCCCCAGUUUGAUCCAAAUGUUCCUCCUCCAAAUUUUAAUGUGGGAUAGCAUGGGAACUGUGUUUAUCUUUGUAAUUUUCUGUACAAAAAAUCUUCAACUCUUUGUUUUGUUAUAGAAAUAUUAGUGUAUGUACAGUAGCACAUUCUG
Molecule: messenger RNA, 2208 nt
Organism: Saccostrea echinata
Lineage: Eukaryota; Metazoa; Mollusca; Bivalvia; Ostreida; Ostreidae
Product: H/ACA ribonucleoprotein complex non-core subunit NAF1-like
Exons: 10
Coding region: 271-2109 (612 amino acids)
Biological process (GO): pseudouridine synthesis; ribosome biogenesis; box H/ACA snoRNP assembly
Cellular component (GO): sno(s)RNA-containing ribonucleoprotein complex
Molecular function (GO): RNA binding
Source: RefSeq, a predicted model, not a curated record